Messenger RNA from Salvia splendens (bonfire salvia), 2154 nucleotides. Its product is annotated as mitochondrial inner membrane protease subunit 1. Gene Ontology annotation, cellular component: membrane; mitochondrial inner membrane peptidase complex. The transcript is spliced from 4 exons. Gene Ontology annotation, molecular function: serine-type endopeptidase activity. The record is from RefSeq and is a predicted model, not a curated record. The coding region runs from base 151 to 735 and encodes 194 amino acids. NCBI's taxonomy places the organism in Eukaryota, Viridiplantae, Streptophyta, Magnoliopsida, Lamiales, Lamiaceae.
UAGUACUUCACACAAUUUUUCCCAUCUCAACCAACUAGAGCAUGUGUAUUUGUUUGUUACUCCACACAAUUUUUCUCAAUCUAACCAACUAGAGCAUGUGUAUUUGUGUUUUAUUUUCGCAGCAAAUUGUGAAGAGAGAGAGAGUUGGGAAUGGAGAGAGUGGCAUCCAUGGCGAAGGCAGCCGUGCAUAAAGCCAGAUUGUAUUGCUCAUCGAUCAGAUACUUCAGAGUCCCCACCUUCGAUGACUUCGACAUCGUUUUGGCUGAAAAGAUAUCAAUCCUCCGCGGCAAAGUGGGCCGGGGUGACAUCGUCAUAAUGGUUAGCCCCGAACAAUCGAAGUUCCUAAUCAAGAGGAUCAAGGCUGUCGGGGGCGACGUCGUUUCUUAUGCUCCCUUCAAUAAUCGCCAUCGCGGAUAUACUGAUCUCAACAAGACUCUUGUUGUACCAAAUGGGCAUGUUUGGGUUGAAGGGGAUUAUUUGCUCGACAGUAGAGAUUCCAGGCAUUUCGAUGCAGUUCCUUACGGGUAUCUACGCUAUAGAGUGUUUGCUGUGUUGGAUCAUAAUCAGAAUCAGAGACGGAACUACAUAGUGCCAAGCCCCCCGCCGGGGCUUGGCCGGCACCAAAUGCUGAUAACCCCUUACACGUCUUUCCUCCGACCAGUCUCCGCCCCAGAGAGGGCCAGCCGUUUAGUGUUCAGACUUGAGAGCCGCCUAUACUCUGAAUCUGAAAAUUGAAAAAUGAAGGAGGAGAAGACUUGGGCUUAAUAGUUUUGGGCUAUUUAUUUAAUUGUUGGGCUACUGUUUAAUUUUGGGCUAUAAUACCCUUUAUAUACUUCCGUCUUUUUAGUUAUAUAAACUUAUCUUCUAAUCAAAUCUAAUUAAAGUAAUGACUAAUUUUUCAAUUAAUUUGAAGAAAAGUUUUUUUAAGUUGAUGCUCUUAACUUUAUUUAGCGAUCCGAUUCAGAAAUACUCCAAUUUUAGUAAUUAUGAAAUUAAUAUAUGAAUUAUAAUUUGUUUUUAUGGAUUUUGAAAAUAAUUAGUUAUAUAUUUGUGCUGUAAUAUAUGUUCUAUGAUGUCCAUGAAUUUGAUAAUAUAUUUAUUCAACUUUUAUUUAUUUAUUUAUUUAUUAUUAUCAUUAUUAUUUAUUACUCUUUUCGUCCCAUUAAAUAUAAAACACUUGUUUUUCGGUAUAAGAUUUUAUAUUGUGUUAUUUUGUGAGUUAAUAAAGAGAGACUAAAGUAAGAAAGAUGUGCACUUCGGCACAUGAUUUUAUGUAGUGUUGUUUUGUGAGUUCACCACCCGCUGGGAGACUUUCGGCCUUAAUCUGCAACCCCGGUCAAGCAGGAUUACAAGUGUGUUCGAAAUGGUCAAACAAAAAAAGAGAGAGAAUAAAGUAAGAGAUGAAAAAAAUAGAGAUAAUGUUAUUUUCUUUUUAUGAAACGUUUCAUUUUUAGUGGGACAAUCCGAAAAUGAAAAAGUUUUAUUUUUAAUGAAACAGAAGGAGUAGUAUUAUUUAAAGUUUAGCACCGGCUUAUUCAAAUUCUUGGUUCCGUCACUGAUCAUAAUGAUGUUGUUUUAUAAAAAAUGUGUGUGCUUCAAUCACGGAAGUUUGGAAAUUGCCUACCUUUCUCUACAGGUGUGGCCACCUAGAGAUUGCAGAUUGAUUCGCAACAAGAUUGAAUGACUCUGUCUUGAAAGGUGCACUUAAAUCUUUCUUCAGUCGACCUUGUCUUAGCUUUCUUCGAUUUGUUAUUGUUUACAUGCAUCGAUGGCAUAGAUAUCUAAACACAUGUAUGAGAUUAUGAAUGAGUAAAAAGUUUGUUCUAGUUUUAUGGCUAUGAUAUAAUAUGUGAACUCUAAUAUUCCUUCUGGUGGAACUUGCAUUUUCUGCUCUACAUGAAUCUUACCUUGUUUCACUUGACAGCUAGGCCUCGAAUAAAGGUGUGUAGCAGGAUAUGUGUAGUUGCAUUCUUUCAAAAACUUACUCGCUGAUCCACACGUUCAUACUCAAACAAGCUGUUAGUUGAUAAGAGAUGUGGAUGGGCCAACUCCCUUUUUGAUAUAGUUUGUUGGAAAUAUUGUAGCCGGCAACCCUUGCUAUUACAAAAGAACAAAAACUGGAAGGUAAAUGUAACAAUAUAAAUUACAACGAAC